Messenger RNA from Thrips palmi, 1143 nucleotides. Its product is annotated as high mobility group protein I-like. Gene Ontology annotation, biological process: regulation of DNA-templated transcription. Bases 198 to 497 code for a protein of 99 amino acids. NCBI's taxonomy places the organism in Eukaryota, Metazoa, Arthropoda, Insecta, Thysanoptera, Thripidae. The record is from RefSeq and is a predicted model, not a curated record. Gene Ontology annotation, molecular function: DNA binding. Gene Ontology annotation, cellular component: nucleus; chromatin. The transcript has 5 exons.
GUCUCGUCGUUGGCGUACCGCGCACCGCGCACCGACCGAGCGACCCGACCCGCGCCGACCCGACCCGAACGAUCAGUCUGUUUGCCGGUGCUAGCAUAAGCGCAGGGGCCGCAGGAAUCACAUGCUAAGAGGGGGGGCCUCUGUAUAUUACACCAAGAGGUGGUAUUUCAGUUAACUUUUUGAGCUUACAAUUGACCAUGUCUGACGAAGCUGUAACUGAAGUGAGGAAGCGAGGCCGUCAGGCUGCAGCGGAUAAAUCUGAGGAGGCUCCCGCCAAGAAGGGUCGUGCCUCUGCCUCACCCUCCAAGAGUGAUGCACCUGCCAAGCGUGGACGUGGAAGGCCCAAGGGAUCGGGAAAGAAAGCCAAGGCUGCCAAGGCUAAAGUGACUAAGCCAGCAGCUGGAACUGGGCGUGGACGUGGUCGCCCAAAGAAGGAGGAGAAGAAGGUUGAAUCAGCUGAAGAAGAGGAUGAAGAGGAGGAAGCUGAUGACAACUAGAAUGUCAUGAAAAAACAUGCAGGUUUUUGCUGUUUCAUUGGACACUGCCAGAAAGAGAUCUCCCUAUUAGCAGCUGCUCUUCUAAUUGGCAGUUUUGUUUGUCUUGGCCAACUGUCUUACCUUAUGUUUUAGACUGCACAAAUGUGAUUAUAUGGUUUGUUUUAUGACACUUUUAGAAGGGUUCUUUAAUUAAAUACCCCAGAAUGUAGCCAUAUAUGUGUAACUAACUGUUUUGAAUGAUGUGAAGUCUCAUGUGUGUUGAUUGAAGCUGCAAAUUAUCCUUUUAAUACUGGUAUUCUGUUUAUAAUUUUGUUUCCCUAUGGAUUUUAUAUUGUAGACUUACGAUCAUUUAAGGAAAUUAGAAACUCAAAGGGGGUUACUUUUUGGGUCGUGUUAUUAUUUUUUAUUUGUCUUACAAUUUUUGCAAUUAACACUAGUAUUGUUGUUUUCAAGUGGCCAAAGCAAUCUAUACAGAGAUUUUGAAAUACUUAAAUUAGAAGAACCUGAUGUGGAAUUUUCUUUCAUCUUCAUUCAUGCCUAUCAUCUCAUUGUGUUCCUGAAAUUCAUCUUGAUUAAAGUCUCAUUUUUCAUUGCAGUCAUCCAAAAUGUAUCUCAUUUUAUCUUAUAAAUGUCAGUUGGAAAAUAA